Molecule: messenger RNA, 1943 nt
Organism: Babesia bovis T2Bo
Lineage: Eukaryota; Apicomplexa; Aconoidasida; Piroplasmida; Babesiidae
Product: putative RNA pre-processing (snoRNA) binding domain family protein
Exons: 1
Coding region: 196-1905 (569 amino acids)
Cellular component (GO): small-subunit processome; box C/D methylation guide snoRNP complex
Molecular function (GO): snoRNA binding
Source: RefSeq, a predicted model, not a curated record
AUAUAUGAAUUUGAUACACUAUCUGUGAUAUAUGAUAUUCUAAUUGUGGUCAUAUGCUCUAGAGGUGGAUUCCCUUUGUGUUAUGUAUCAAGUAUAAGGUGUAUUUACAUAGAUACACCUUGGUAGCCAGAUUUCAAAGUGGUACUAUUAACUCAUAUUGUUGUAUCGUUUUUUUUGCUAAGUGGCCUGUUAAAAAUGGAGAAAACCUAUUUUCUCUUUGAGACCGCCGCUGGCUACGCGUUGUACCAUAUUGACGAAUGGGAUCAAAUAGGUCACGUUGAUGCUAUGGAUGAAAUAUGCAGAUCAGCAGAGCGUUUUAAGGAAUCCAUCCACUUUAAGGCUUUUCAACCCUUUACUACUGCUGCGGAUGCUCUGGAGAACAUUCGAGCAGUAGUUGAUGGCGAAGUCACAUCCAUGCUGUCUGCUUUCUUGAGUCUCAAUAUGCCAAAGAAGGGUGCACGACUUGCUGUGGUUGAUCCAGCCCUGGGUAAAUCGCUAUCGGCUAAAGGAUUCCAGGUACUCUACGACAGUAAUGUGAUUGAAAUACUUCGAGGCUGUCGUCAACAUGAGAUGAAGCACAUAGCAAAGUUAGCUUCAGGUGCAUCGGCAUUUGAUAUGGAUAAGUUCCAUGUUGGUUUAGGUCACAAUUACAGUCGUACGAAGUUACAAGUUGACCCUAGGCGUCACGAUAAGCCUGUUGUCAACUGUGUCGCACUUUUGGAUUCGUUGACUAAGAAUUUAAAUUCAUUCGCUAUGAGAGUGAGGGAGUGGUACGGAUGGCAUUUUCCGGAAUUAGUGAAAAUAGUCCCCGAUAACAAGCUUUAUUGCCAGACUGUGCAAAUUAUACAGUGCAAAAAUAAGUUCGACUGGUCUACACGGAUUGAUGAAUUGAAGCAGCUUCUAAAUGACGAUGAGCUUGUCUCAAGUAUACAAAAGGCAGCUAAUCAAUCCAUUGGUCACGAACUUUCAGAUGCUUGUAUGCAGAACAUAUACAACUUCGCUUCACAGGUAGUGAAGCUCGAGGAGAUGCGUGAGCGGUUGAACGUACAUCUGGGCAACAAACUGGCAAUUACAGCCCCUAACCUCAGCACUGUGGCUGGCAACGUGUUAACCGCAAGAUUGAUAUCACACGCAGGUUCAUUGGUCAACCUUGCUAAAAUGUCGGCAAGCUCAAUACAGAUUUUAGGUGCCGAAAAGGCAUUAUUCCGAGCACUCAAGACGCGUUCCAACACACCAAAGUAUGGCCUUAUAUUCCAAUCCACUUUUAUCGGCAAGGCCAGUGUAAAACACAAGGGACGUGCAGCUCGCUAUUUGGCGAACAAAUGUGCCUUGGCUGCGAGACUCGACUGUUUCUGUGAUGUGAAUUCUAACGUCUACGGUAAGCAUAUGGUCGACCUCCUGGCGAAGCGGAUGGAGUACCUAGCUGGAGGCCCAGUUCACGAAACUAGCAUUGAGGUGAUGAAAGCUGCUUCUAAGGAGUAUGAAACACUGAAAAGCCAACUAGUAAGUGAGAGCAAAAGUGAUCAAGUAGUGACUUCUUUAGAUACCACUAACGACGUGGAUAACAUAGAACCCAAGAAGUCUAAGAAGCAGAAGAAAAAUAGCACUAUCGUAGACAACACUGUAGCUGAGGUUGAACCCGAAAAGAGGAAAAGAAGUAAAGAGAAAAAAUCAAGUGAAGGUAAGACAGAUGAUUCAUCUGUAGAAAAAAGCGCUAAGAAAAGCAAAUCCAAGACUGAUAGUACUCCAGUAGAAGAUACAAGUAAACCUGAGAUGGGAACCACAUCGGAAUCGAAAGCAGAAAAGAAGCAUAAAAAAUCAAAAGUUAAAGAAGUUGACUUACAAAAAAGCUCGGAUUCAACAAAGAAAUCUAAAAAGCAAAAGAAGGGCUCUGAAUCCACGUGAUUAAGUAUAGGUACUGAAAGUUAAUUUAAUUAUUACAU